AUGGAUCCUUCCUCCUCGAAACCUGUUCGCAAGCCCGAUAUCAAGAAGAAACUUGUGGUCGUAGGCGAUGGUGGUUGUGGCAAGACGUGUUUGCUCAUUGUAUAUGCCGAAAACCGUUUUCCUGAGGCGUAUAUUCCAACCGUGUUCGAGAACUAUGUUACGCAAGUCCCCUUUGAAGGGAAGCUGGUGGAACUCGCAUUAUGGGACACAGCGGGCCAAGAAGAAUAUGACAGACUACGACCGCUCAGCUACCCAGAAAGUGACGUGAUACUUAUAGUAUUCUCGAUCGAUUUCCCUGUCAGUCUAGGCAAUGUACAAGACAAGUGGUAUCCCGAAGUCGCGCAUUUCUGUGAAGGCACGCCGCUUAUCCUCGUUGGCACCAAGACCGAUUUACGACGGGAUGACCAAACAAGACGGAUGCUGAGCGCACAGGGCCAAACGCCCGUCACGCCGGAACAAGGUGGUGCAGUUGCACGCGAUAUAGGAGCCAAGUACAUCGAAUGCUCAGCGAAAACUGGUGUCGGGGUGCAGGAGGUAUUUGCCAUGGCACUGAAGGAGAGUAUGAAGGGCAAAUGGGGCAAGAUGGUGCGGCAACGAAAAUGCAUGAUAUUAUAA
Punctularia strigosozonata HHB-11173 SS5 is the source of this 615-nucleotide messenger RNA. RefSeq lists its product as uncharacterized. The record is from RefSeq and is a predicted model, not a curated record. Gene Ontology annotation, biological process: small GTPase-mediated signal transduction. Gene Ontology annotation, molecular function: GTPase activity; GTP binding. The coding region runs from base 1 to 615 and encodes 204 amino acids. The transcript is spliced from 4 exons. NCBI's taxonomy places the organism in Eukaryota, Fungi, Basidiomycota, Agaricomycetes, Corticiales, Punctulariaceae.